UGAAAGCAUAAAGAGCGGAUAGAAAAUAUUUACUUCAGUGACUUUGAAGUAACCUCCACCUUAGUGGGAGAAAAGACGGAGAGGAGAGAAAGAAACAGACAGAGGAUAUAAAAAGGCAGACAAAAGGAGAGAGAUAGGAAUUAAGAGUGGGAAAGAGAUAGUGGAGAGUGAGAGAAAAAGAGGGAUGUGCGUCUCGUGAGAGGGAAGCAUUUGUGAAACCACUCUUUGAAGGGGCAGUCCACACUCUGUUGCUCUCAAGACCAAAAGGUAUGUUAGUGUGCUAAAGCUAACCAUCUAACACCAUAGCACAGCACAGGACUGGACCAGAGUGAGAUCAGAGGAGAGAAAUCAAGAGCGACAUGAACGACAUCAAACUGGCCCUGCUGGGCAGUGAGGGAGCUGGGAAAUCAGCUGUCCUGGUGCGGUUUCUGACCAAGCGCUUCAUCGGGGAGUACGCCUCCAACACGAAUUCCCUGUAUCGUAAAAGACUAUCCAUUGACGGUAGACAGCUGAACCUGGAGGUGUUUGACCCUUGCUCUCAGGGAACUGAGGCUAGGUGUAUAGUGGAGGAGCCGGUGGACUGGGCUGAUGGUUUUGUGGUGGUGUACAACAUCAGCGACCGAACAUCCUUCAUCAAUGCCGAAAACAUUCUGCAGCAGAUCAGAGAGACACGUAUUGAGAACUGCAAAGGGGAGGUGGAGGUGCCAGUCUGUCUUGUGGGCAACAAGCAGGACCUGUGCCACGCCCGGCAGGUUUGUGAGGAGGAGGGCCGCUCGCUGGCGCAGGAGAACCGCUGCCUUUUCCAGGAGGUGUCGGCGGCCGAGAGCUACCAGGAGAUCUCCAACCUCUUCACCCAGCUCAUCAGAGAAGUGAUGGAGCACCUCAAGUACCGCGCCGACCGACGCUGCUACAGCAGCUCCAAGUCCAUGGCCAAGCUCAUCAACAACAUGUUUGGCAAGAGGAGGAAGUCCGUGUGAUAUCCCCAGAAAGACGGGCUGGGAUUGGCUGAGAGAGACAGAAUGGCCUACCUAGGACUACAGUUGGACUCCGAUAGUAAGGAUAAUGGUGAAGAGGAUUCCCCCAUAAACCCCCCUUUAAAGGCUCAGGGUAGCGGUUUUGAUCUUUGAUCUCCAUAGCUUCUUCAUACUGUAUCAAAUCAUUUCCGGGUAACAAUAAAUUACUUACUUUAAUUGUUUUCGGUUACAAUUGUCCUCCAAAAAUAAUAAAAUGCUUUUUGCUAACCACAAUUUUUCAAGAAAUGUCUUCCAGACUGUCUGGGCUUGGUCUUAUGCCGCGUUCACAUGCUUGUGGGAACUAGGAAACUCUGAAAUUCCUGACUUGCUAACUGAUUGUAGUUACACAUGUGCCGUGUUCAACCAGUUAGCAAGUCUGACAUUUGAGUUUCUUAGUUUCGACUAGCACGUGACGCGGUAUUAAAUGCCUGGUGGGGAAUGGGACAAGUUACCAAGUUAGCAGGGGAAGGGGGAGAAUAACCACAGCCCAGUUGAAAUGGCAGGGAUUUGUAAGCUUAACACAAGUUCAUAAUGGCAGAGAGGUUUGAACAUAUCUGUUAUUGGUCUAUUAAAAUCAGUUGGGGGCAAAAAGAUCAUGCAUAACCUGCUGACACAAAGGUCCUGUUGAUCAUAUUUUCAACCAUCAACUACUGAGAAGUGACGCUGAUUAAAACGUUUAUAC
Molecule: messenger RNA, 1695 nt
Organism: Oncorhynchus mykiss (rainbow trout)
Lineage: Eukaryota; Metazoa; Chordata; Actinopteri; Salmoniformes; Salmonidae
Product: ras-related and estrogen-regulated growth inhibitor-like protein A
Molecular function (GO): GTPase activity; GTP binding
Source: RefSeq, a predicted model, not a curated record